CUAUUAUUCUAAGCUCCUGUGUAAUUUCUGUGUCCCCCCGAGAAAGAGAAAAGUCAACGUCAUCAAUCCACAGUUCCAUUAUUCUCUGCAAUUAUCAUCUCUCUCUCUCCCUCUCUCUCUCUCUAAGCUUCUCUCUUUCGUCCUUCUCCACCGCCGCCUGCCACAAUUCAUGCUGUGAAGAGCUUGAAUCCCACGAAUGGGAAACGCCCUCAGAUUCCUGUACGGCCAAUGCGGUAAGCCGUCCGCCGCCGGAGACUCCGACUCUCUCGGCCCUCACGGCGUCUCCUCCGCGACCGUCGGCGUCUCGGCCUUCGCCCAGGAUCUGCUCAGCUUCGAGAUCACCUCCAAGGUUCCGGAGGGGCUAAGCAACCAUGUGGCUUCUUCAAGGAAAGCUCAAGCUAAUUGGUAUAGAAAGCUACUAGUGGCAUGGAGAGAAUCAAACCCACCUCCAAGAACACCUGAAGAAGCAUCAAGGCUUGUUGUCCAGACCCUGAAGGGGCAUCGGAAGGCUGAUGUUGAGGGUUUAUUGGGAUUCUAUGGCCUGCCUCUUCCGCAUGCCCUGGUUGAGACGACAGCUGAAGUUCCAGUGGCAUUGCCUCCAGGAGUUGUGUAUGAGUUUCACACACUUCCAGUGGAUGCAAGAGCUGUGGCUGAUGGGGACACCAUCACUGUGUACGUUAGCACUUCCGAUCCGAGAGAAUCGUGCUUGGUCCCACAAGAAGUCCAGAUUGCAGCCCUCGAAAGAUCAGAAGCCCGUGCUCAGAGGGACUACGCUCGUGCAGAUGCACUGCACAAAAGUAUUGUGGAUGCAGGAUAUCGGGUAAUAAAUAUUCAGAAUGAGGAAGUCCUUGCUCGGAAGUGCCGAAUUCGACUCAGGGGGAUAGAUGCUCCAGAGGGUUCGAUGCCUUAUGGCAAAGAGGCUAAGGACGAGCUUGUAAAGAUUGUGCAAGGAAAGUGUGUGAGAGUUCUUGUGUAUGGAGAAGAUCGAUACGGCCGGAUCGUAGGAGAUGUAUAUUGCAACGGCAUCUUUGUACAGGAGUUGAUGCUCAAGAAAGGGAUGGCGUGGCAUUACACGGCCUAUGACCAACGCGCGGAGCUUGCAAAGUGGGAGAAAAGUGCACGGGCAAAGCGCGUAGGUUUGUGGGCUUCCCCAAACCCUGAGGAGCCAUGGGAAUGGAGGAAGAAUAAACGAGAGGGGAGAUGACUUUUACCUGAAUCUGAUUCAGCCUCUUGCCAUUCUGGGGAACGCAGCUGGGCAAGCGUUGAUAUGCAGGGACUGCAAUCUACUCAUACCUUUCCGACUGAUGCAGAGAAGAAUAUGCUUGAUCAUCUGUUUUAUGUAUGCUAAUUAAGUGCAAAAAAGCUCGAACAGCCUUAGCCAACUCAUCAUAUAAUAUCAGGAAAGGAUUUAAUGUAUGGAGCUCUGUUAGUUCCAUGAGGUUGCGGAAGAUGUAGCAAUGAUUGAACAUUGAUAAUGGCGAAAAUGAAUCCUUGGAAAAUCACAGGGAUUGAUAAUGCCGAAAA
Eucalyptus grandis is the source of this 1524-nucleotide messenger RNA. RefSeq names its product staphylococcal-like nuclease CAN2. The coding region runs from base 197 to 1204 and encodes 335 amino acids. The record is from RefSeq and is a predicted model, not a curated record. Gene Ontology annotation, biological process: tRNA aminoacylation for protein translation. Lineage: Eukaryota; Viridiplantae; Streptophyta; Magnoliopsida; Myrtales; Myrtaceae. Gene Ontology annotation, molecular function: aminoacyl-tRNA ligase activity; nuclease activity; ATP binding. Gene Ontology annotation, cellular component: cytoplasm. The transcript is spliced from 9 exons.